Molecule: messenger RNA, 850 nt
Organism: Nicrophorus vespilloides
Lineage: Eukaryota; Metazoa; Arthropoda; Insecta; Coleoptera; Silphidae
Product: glycine-rich cell wall structural protein-like
Exons: 2
Coding region: 255-755 (166 amino acids)
Source: RefSeq, a predicted model, not a curated record
UGUCUCAUUGGGUGUGCGUCGCCUUGCGUCUAUGUGAUGUCCUUGUUGAAAAUUUAGCGACCCGUUCGCGUUUCUUUUUCUUUCUCGCGUUCUUUCUUUCUUUUUUUGGGCGGGAAUUCGGUAAGGUGAUUCAAUGCUAUGACACUGGUAAGAGUGAGCAGAGGGGUUUAGAAAGAGAUGUCACAGGUGUACUUCGUAAGGUAUAUAUUCUGGGAAUAGCUGAUUGUCAGUAUCAGUUAACGACAGCUACGAAUAUGAAGAUCCACUGCUUAUUGGUUGUGUUCUCCGUCGCCGCGGUGUGCUUGUGCCUCGCCGAAGAGGUCCAAAAGCCCCAGGAGCCUAUUGUCAGGCAGAAGCGUGGCAUCCUCUUGGCCAAAGCUGCACUUGGAAUUGGAGCCGCCAAAGUUGGUCUUCUAGGAUUAGGAGCCGCCGGUGUUGGAAUCGGAGCUGCUGGAUUAGGAUUAGCCGCCGCCGGAGGUUUAGCUAAAGCCGCUGUUGUCGGAGGUGGAUUAUACGCCCUUAAGAGCAAAUAUGGAGGAUAUGGACACGGAGGAUAUGGCGGUUACGGAGGACACGGCGGUGGAUACGGAGGAUAUGGCGGCGGAUAUGGCGGCGGAUAUGGAGGAUAUGGCGGUGGAUACGGAGGAUACGGCGGUGGAUACGGAGGAUACGGCGGUGGAUACCAAAAGGUUUACGUAACACACAGCUACGGUGGUGGUUAUGGUGGUUAUGGAGGACACGGCGGAUAUUGGUAAUCAGAUCAAUAAGAAGAAAAUCAACAAAUAUUAACCCUGAACUGAUUAUUUUCUGUAUUGUAAAUGUAAAUUAUUUUGUAAUUAUUUUGAAUAAA